Paramecium tetraurelia is the source of this 277-nucleotide messenger RNA. RefSeq lists its product as uncharacterized. The transcript has 2 exons. The record is from RefSeq and is a predicted model, not a curated record. NCBI's taxonomy places the organism in Eukaryota, Ciliophora, Oligohymenophorea, Peniculida, Parameciidae. Gene Ontology annotation, biological process: protein N-linked glycosylation. Gene Ontology annotation, cellular component: membrane-bounded organelle.
AUGGGAUAUUAAGCUUACUAGCCUCCAAUAGAUACAAAGCAUUAUAGUAAUCUAGCGAUUGUACUAACUUUUAUUGGAUUCUGUUUCCUAUCAUAUUUUGUUAUUUACUAAGUUACAUAGAAUAAAUAAUAAAGAUCAUUGGCCAAAGAAUUAUCAGUCGGUUUGUUUGCUUCAUUAUUUUUAUCCUCAGGAACAUUGUUUAGCUUCUUAGCAUUAGGAUUAUUUUUUUGAAUGAAUAUUAUAUGCAAUCUAAUAGAGAUUUGGUUUAUCACACAUC